Cylicostephanus goldi is the source of this 591-nucleotide messenger RNA. The record is from the annotation of a GenBank genome assembly. NCBI's taxonomy places the organism in Eukaryota, Metazoa, Nematoda, Chromadorea, Rhabditida, Strongylidae.
AUGAGUUGCAAGAAUUCAGGAGUAUUCUCGUCCGAACUGGAACUGGCUUCAGAGCCACCACUUGGAGAAUGGCAGAUACAAGUUGAAACCGCAAACAAACUGAAGUACAUGAAAACUUUCUCAGUCGAGAAGUACGUAUUGCCGAAAUUCGAAGUGAACAUCAAGACUCCGCCAUUCAUUACUGUCAAUGACGAUCUUUCUAUACUUGUUGAUGCUAAAUAUACUUAUGGGAAAGGAGUUGCGGGCAAAGCUAAGGUAACUUUGGAGCUGCCAUGGCAUCGGUGGCACCCAAUACCUAAACCCAUUAUUGUUAACGAUGACGGAACAACCUCGCAGGUGGAAGAGGAGUCACAAAUCGAAAGGACAGUGAAGUUGAACAAUAUGGGUGAAGCAACAGUGAUUUUCACAAACGAGGAAAUGAAAAAGCAUAAAUUAGUACAGGAUUUCGGAGGUGGCAGCAUACGGAUAAUUGCAACCGUCACUGAAGAUCUGACAGACAUCCAGCGUAAUGGAACACAACAUAGCUCACAAAUAUGCGAACUCAACAUUUUAUCGCAUCUCGUACUCGACUGUCUGCAAGUCUUGGAAUAG